AUGGACCUGAACCUGGACAUGGACAAGGAGCUGCAGGAUUUCCAUCAUCCGUUUACUCCGUACAAGAUCCAACUGCAAUUUAUGCAGGCCUUGUACGGAUGCCUGGAAGAUGGUAAAGUCGCCGUAUUCGAGUCCCCCACUGGUAAGUGCGCGACGCUAAUUCCAUCCACCUCCCCCCUGGUUGUUUGCUUCGGGUCUGACAGCGGGUGCAGGUACCGUGACGAUGAUGAGCCGGAGUGGAUGAUCGAAUUUGCCAAGCGUGAUUCUCGUCGAACCAUUGCAGAGAAGCGACAGCAGUUUGAAUCACGACUGGCAAAGAUCAAACAGGACGAGGAGCGCCUGAAGCAGGCCCAGGAUAGCCAAGAGCGGCCCCGUAAGAAACAGCCGGCAGCAAAGUCAAAGUCAGCUCCCAACGAUGAUGAGCAAUUCGUUCUGGACGACUAUGACAGUGAAACCGAUGAGAGGCAAAAGGCAAGCCAGUCUGCCGGAGUUGAUGGUCUCUCCGCCAGCACUCUCGCUCUAUUAGAGAAGUACAAGGGACAGUUUACAUCGAAAAAGCCCGAACAAGAUGAGGAGGAUGACUCGGUCAAGAUCUUCUACUGCUCGAGAACCCACUCUCAGCUCAGCCAAUUCGCGGGAGAGCUACGUCGUGUCGCUUUCCCGUCCAGCAUCCCCGGCGAUCCCGAAGCCGAGGGCAAAGACGAUCUCUCAAAGUUGGAGGAACGCGUCAAACAUCUAUCCCUAGGAUCCCGAAAGAAUCUUUGCAUCAACCCUAAGGUUCAAGCGUUGGGGAAUAGCACGGCAAUUAAUGAGCGAUGCCUCGAUCUCCAACAGCCAGGUGUUGCUGCCGAAAAGAAGUGCUCUUUUCUCCCUUCAAAAGACGAUGAAGCACUCAUGCUUGAAUUUCGUGAUCAUGCCUUGGCAACAGUCAAGGACAUCGAAGACAUUGGCAAAGUAGGACAGCAAGUCGGGAUCUGUCCCUAUUACGCAUCACGCUCGGUCAUCAAGCAUAGCGAGAUCGUGACACUACCAUAUCCUUUACUUCUCCAACGAUCAGCUCGCGAGGCUCUCAAUUUAUCCGUCAAGGGCCAUGUAGUGAUCAUCGACGAAGCGCAUAACCUAAUGGACGCAAUUGCCGGUAUCCACUCCGUGUCCGUCUCACUUUCGCAACUAGAAACCGCCAUGUCACAAUUAACGACAUACGCGCGCAAAUUCAAAACUCGACUCAAGGGUAAAAACCGCAGUUAUCUUGCCCAGGUUAUUCGACUUGUCGGCUCUAUUGCUGGCCAUCUUCGCGGUAUCGCUCAGCAAAAGGGAGGAGCGCCAGAAGGCUCGGUGCAAUUUUCUGAUCUUAUGGCUGGUAAGGGUGUUGAUCAGAUAAAUCCCUACAAGCUCUCCCGGUAUCUUCAGGAAAGUAAGUUGGCGAGGAAGGUUGAUGGGUAUGUCGAGUCUGAGUCUUCCCAAGAGGCUCAAGGGCAAGGUCAAGGCCAAGUUAGUCGGACAAGAGAUCGGACAACGGUUCCCGUUCUUUUUCAUAUACAAAGUUUUCUUUUGCCUUUGAUGAACCCUUCAGAAGAAGGCAGGCUGUUUUACCAAAAGGGUCAGGAUGGCGUACUGUUGAAAUACAUGCUUCUUGACCCGACCAAUCAUUUCCGUGAAAUUGUUGAGGAUGCUCGGGCUGUCAUUUUGGCCGGUGGCACGAUGUCUCCUGUUAGUUUGGCCGGCUACUUCGCGAUUACCGAUCUCGGACGAACAAUAGCCACUUUGUGUCAAGUCAUCCCAGAUGGCGUUGUCGCCUUUUUCCCCAGCUACGAUUACCUGAGCCAAGUGGUGAAUGUUUGGAAGAAACCCAUUCCGAACGGAAAUGGCCAAACCACAUUCGGUCUGAUUGAAAAGAAGAAGAAGAUCAUGUACGAGUCUCGCGAAGCAGUUACUACUACCGAUACGUUGCUUCAAGAGUAUACCGAAGCCAUAGAAUCUGGAUCGGGAGCAUUGCUCUUAUCUGUGGUCGGAGGAAAAUUGUCAGAAGGAAUCAACUUCUCGGAUAAAUUGGGAAGAGGUGUCUUUAUCAUUGGACUACCUUUUCCCAAUAUCCGCAGCGCUGUCUGGCAGGCUAAAAUCAAGUAUAUCGAAGAGAAGACCUACAAGCAGCAUUCGGGAUCAGAGUUGGAGAAAAAGGCCCGGGCUAGUGCGGCGGGAAAGGAUUUCUACGAAAACGCUUGUAUGCGCGCUGUCAAUCAAUGUAUCGGGCGAGCUAUUCGGCAUGUCAAUGACUAUGCGGCGAUCGUGAUGAUUGAUCGGCGCUAUGAAACGCCGCGCAUUCAAGGUAAGCUGCCUGGAUGGAUUCGAGGCAGUCUUGUUUCGGCGGCGACAGCGACAGCUCGACCAGCCCAGAUGACCGUCCAGCGACUUUCCAAGUUCUUUGCGGAGAAAUCAUAG
Messenger RNA from Penicillium cosmopolitanum, 2439 nucleotides. RefSeq names its product DNA helicase (gene chl1). The record is from RefSeq and is a predicted model, not a curated record. Lineage: Eukaryota; Fungi; Ascomycota; Eurotiomycetes; Eurotiales; Aspergillaceae. Gene Ontology annotation, molecular function: ATP binding; hydrolase activity, acting on acid anhydrides, in phosphorus-containing anhydrides; DNA helicase activity. The transcript has 5 exons. Bases 1 to 2439 code for a protein of 812 amino acids. Gene Ontology annotation, biological process: establishment of sister chromatid cohesion; nucleobase-containing compound metabolic process. Gene Ontology annotation, cellular component: nucleus.